CAUAAGCGUCCCGCUAUGAAGCUGAGAGCAGAGUCGCCUGCAGAGCACCUCCCCGAUAACAUCUCUCUUUCGGGCAACGGAACUGCCCAUAAGAUCAUACCGAGUGAUGCUAUCCCCCACACACUUCUUCCACGCCCGGUGCCAAACAACUCGGCAGUGUGGGAGGACGCCGUGGAGACGGUGGUCAAAAGUGUCGUGGCCCUCCAUUUUUGCCAUGCGCAUCCUUUUGACGGCAACAGAGCCUAUUCAUCACAGGCCACCGGCUUUGUUGUUGAUGCGACAUGCGGAUAUAUCUUGACUAAUCGCCAUGUGGUCUCGGCCGGUCCAUUCUAUGGAUACUGUAUCUUCAACAACCAUGAAGAGUGUGACGUCCGGGCCGUAUAUCGAGACCCAGUUCAUGAUUUUGGCAUCCUUCAAUUCGAUCCGAAGGCUGUUCGCUAUAUGGAAGUGACAGAGCUCAAACUACGUCCGAACGAAGCUCGAGUAGGCACAGAAAUUCGACUGAUUGGCAACGAUGCUGGGGAGAAGCUAAGUGUCCAACCCGGCGUAAUCAGUCUGUUGGACCGGAAUGCGCCCCAGUGUGGCGAUUUCAAUACAAACUAUAUUCAGGCGGCAACUUCGUCGAGCGGGGGCAGUUCCGGGAGUCCGGUCGUCAAUAUCCACGGCCACGCGAUCGCUCUACAAGCGGCCGGUCGAACUGACGCGGCAACGAAUUUUUUCUUACCUCUAGAUCGACCCCUCAGGGCGCUUGAAUGUAUCCGCCAAGGCAAACCGAUCACCAGAGGGACACUACAGACGGUGUGGCGUCUCAAACCCUUGGAUGAAUGUCGCCGCCUUGGAUUAACGCCUGAAUGGGAGGACGAAGUCCGGAAAACUGCUCCCGCCCAAAACAAGAUGCUGGUCGUCUAUAUCAUUGUUCCCGGAGGACCAGGGGAUGAGAAACUGCAGGAAGGGGAUAUAUUACUAAAGGUGAAUAAUGAACUUCUGACGCAAUUUAUCCACCUUAGUGAGAUACUCGAUUCGAGUGUUGGCGGUAACCCAGUCAAGCUGCUGGUGCAGCGAGGAGGGCAAGACCUCGAGGUAGAAUGCAAAGUUGGUGACCUCCACGAUAUUGUACCGGCUCGAUUCGCCCAGGUUGCUGGUGCGACUUUCCACGACAUAUCGUACCAAGUUGCCAGCCAGCAUGAGAUUCCGAUUCGUGGGGUAUACCUUCAUGAACCAAGUGGCUCGUUUCAAUUGAACGGGAGUUCGAGUGUGAUUAUCGACAUGGUUGAUCAUUUGCCAACGCCGAACCUAGAUGAGUUUAUUCAGGUGAUGACAACCAUACCGGACCGGGCUCGUGUGGUGAUCGCGUAUCGUGAAUUACACGAUCUACAAACUAAAAUAACCAGCGUGAUUGAUGUGGAUCGCCACUGGCACCCGAAAAUGCGAUUAGCAGUUCGCAAUGAUGAGACUGGUAUCUGGGACUUUUCAGACAUCGCUGAAGCAAUCUCUCCUCAUGUCCCCAUUCCUUAUCGGGCCGAUUUUAUUUCGUUGCAGAACGUUUCUUGCGGUGUCUUUGAAACUAUGCACAGCAUCAUCAGUGUGAAAUAUACUGCACCCUUUCGGCUUGAUAAUUACCCGAUGAAGACAAAGGCCGGCUUUGGCCUAGUGAUCGAUGCCGAAAAAGGGUUAGCCGUUGUUUCAAGGGCUAUUGUGCCCCAUGGGCUAUCUGACAUCAAUGUCACCGUCGCUGACUCAAUAACCAUCAACGCCCAAGUCGUCUUCCUACAUCCGUUGCAGAACUAUGCUAUCAUCCGGUACGAUCCCAGCCUUGUACAAGCCCCUUUACAAAGCGCGCGCCUUAGCAGUGAGCACCUCAAGCUAGGACAGGAAACCUUUUUCGUCGCCCUCAACCAAUAUUCCAAUAUCCUCGUGGCCAAGACUACCGUUACUGAGAUCAAGCCUACCUCAAUACCUGCCUCGGUUUAUUCCCCUAAGCCCCGAGCUAUUAAUCUCGAUACAAUCCAAGUGGAUACACAGUUAAGCCACAGCUGCGAAGGUGGUAUAUUAGUGAGCGAGGACGGCAUAGUGCAAGCUCUAUGGAUGGACUUUGACGGUGCUGACUAUACCCGUUGUUACGGGUUGACGAUACCGUUUCUUCUUCCCAACAUUUCCAAUAUCGAAGACGGCACGGCUCUGAAGUUACGAAUUCUCAAUAUAGAGUGUGAUGUUGUGCAAAUAGACCAAGCACGGAUCAUGGGCGUUCCAGAAGAUUGGAUUCAGAAGGUCAUGCAGAUGAGCUCUUUGCGUCAUCAGCUGUUCAUAAUCCGACGGGUUGGAUGUCAUCCAGGGAAACAUGUCUCUGAUGUGCCGACUGACGGCUUUCUGGAGGCUGAUAUUGUUCUCUCUCUGGAUAGCCAACCUAUAACCCGUGUUUCAGAACUAAACAAGAUGAGCGAGGAGGAGUCCUUUGAUGCAUUGAUUGUACGCAACCGUCAACUGAUGCAUGUUCGAGUUGCAACUGUUGCGAUAGAACAUUUGGAGACCGAUCGUGUGGUUUUCUUUUGUGGUGCUAUCCUCCAGAAGCCUCAUACCGCUGUGCGUCAGCAGAUCUCUAAGCUUCACAGCGAGGUCUAUGUGAGUGACUACUACGAUGGUUCUCCUGCUAGUCUAUAUGGUCUUUCAGAUGCGAUCUUCAUCACUAGUGCCAAUGGGAUUUCGACCCCCACUCUUGAUGAAUUCGUCAAGGUGGUAAGGAAAAUACCCGACAACACCUACUUUCGACUGCGAACUGUACAACUGGAUGGCAGACCAUCGGUGGUUACUAUGAAGAAGAAUGACCACUACUCUCCCAUGCAAGAGUACGUGAGGGACUCCUCUGUUUUGGACGGCUGGCGAAUCGUCUCUUAUGACAAUAUUGACGACGAAGCCGAGAUCUCGUCAGAUGCAGUAACUGAUGAUAUCUAUGCUGGCAGUGGGGAUAUGGAUUAA
This is a messenger RNA of Penicillium cataractarum, 2973 nucleotides long. Its product is annotated as Pro-apoptotic serine protease. Gene Ontology annotation, biological process: proteolysis. Gene Ontology annotation, molecular function: protein binding; serine-type endopeptidase activity. The annotation marks the transcript as partial. The record is from RefSeq and is a predicted model, not a curated record. The transcript is spliced from 4 exons. Lineage: Eukaryota; Fungi; Ascomycota; Eurotiomycetes; Eurotiales; Aspergillaceae.